GCUUCAGAGAGUGGCUGCUUGUCUUUGAGGAGAUAGAAGGCUGCAACCACAGGAGACUAAAUGAAAGCUAAAAAUCCAAUUAAACAUCAAUAACCUGGACAGAGUUUGGCUAAAGGAGCUUUGCCGCAGUGAGAACAAUUGGCACAAGUCUUAUCUCCCUUCCUCAGCUGUGUUUUCUGAGUCAGCAGUAGUUAAAUUUUCCAGCAUGCCCCUACAUGAAAGAAAGUGUAAAGGGUGAUUACGGAUUUCCAGUCAGUGACCUUGCCUUUGAGUGGGACAGUCAACACAUUUGAGCUUUCUACGAAGCAGUGCAGUGACAGCUGAAGUUGCUUUCAAAAAGUCAUCUGAAAGGCAAUCUUAGACGUGGUCUGACAGUAUCCAGUAUCUUAAUUCUCUCAGCACAGAAGACAAAUCACCUCAAUUUUCUCAAUUUUCUGAGUUCGUGACAAUGACAACUUAUUUUGGAGUUACCUCAGCGGUGUUAUCAGUCUGGGUUAUGACAUUCAUGGCUCAAAAUUACUUUAUAACAGGUUCCACGCUUUCACCUUGCAGGAUCACAGGUGUAGGACUUUAUCUUGGUCACAAAGUGAAUUUUUCAGAAGCAAGUAAUGUGUGCAAUCGACUGAAUCUACAACUGGCAAGUAAAGAACAGGUUGAGAAGGCUUUGAAUCAUGGCUUUGAAACAUGCAGUUCUGGAUGGAUAAAAGAUGGAUCGGUUGCCAUUCCUCGUAUAACAUCCAACAUGAAAUGUGGUAAGGGCAGUGUUGGACUAGUGAACUGGCGUCCAAAUCACGCUCAUAAAUUUACAGUUUACUGCUUCAAUUCUUCAGAUGUUCAAAUUAAUUCAUGUAAACCAGAUCCAACUACAACCAUAAUACCAUCAUCAAGUGUACCAACAGACUUAACUGCGUAUUCAAGUUCAGAUUUGACUGGGAACACCACAGCAGUGCCCACUGCAGCUGAACCAGAACAAACCCUGAAAAACGUGAAAUUUCGGAUUAUAUGUAUAACUGAAACUAUAUUACCAACAGAGGAAACAACUACAACAAUGCCAGAGGAAUCCUACACUUACCCUGCUGCAUUUAGGAAUGAUGGUGUUGUCUUUGGAGGUAUCCCCACUGCACUCCUUGUGCUGGCAAUCAUCUUCUUCAUUAGUUCAGUUCUUCUAGCAGUCUGCUACAUCAAAAAGUACAAGAAAUGCCUCUUAUUUUCAAGGAAGAAUCAGAAAAAAGAAGUGGUUGAAACUACAGCUCUCAAAGAUACUGCAUCAAAUGACAAAAUACUCGAGAAGGAAACAAAGAAUAAUGGGAAAAUGGUAGAAGAGGCCACAGCCAAGCCUGAAACCACAGUAAAAUGUCUAGAAGUGGAAGUUUAAGGUCAGCAGAAGUUUGAGGAGAAACAUGCAGUUCUUUUUAGAAAUAUAUAAAACAAAGCACGUAACUUAGCAAUGCUUUUAAAUGCGGGUGACUGUAAAUACUCAUGAAUGAGUUUUUUUCUCAUCUUAACAUAUGAAAACUUUUUUUUUAAUAACUACAUCUUCAGCUAUAAACGCUCUUGCAAAAGAAUAUGGUAUCCCACCUGAAAGAAAUAAAACAUCCAUAUUACAAUUCACUUCUUUGUAAUAAAGAAGUAAAUCAAAAUUUGUUGUUAAUGACACGCAGUGUGUGACUAUUUGCAUGAAAUUCAGAUCGAUGUGUAAUGAAAAAAUCCUUUAUAUCUGUAUGGAUGAUCUCUGCUAACUUAACGUCUAAAAUAAAACAAUACUGCAGCUCUUCA
Messenger RNA from Gallus gallus (chicken), 1776 nucleotides. RefSeq names its product lymphatic vessel endothelial hyaluronan receptor 1 (gene LYVE1). Gene Ontology annotation, molecular function: transmembrane signaling receptor activity; hyaluronic acid binding. NCBI's taxonomy places the organism in Eukaryota, Metazoa, Chordata, Aves, Galliformes, Phasianidae. Gene Ontology annotation, cellular component: plasma membrane. The record is from RefSeq and is a predicted model, not a curated record. The transcript is spliced from 8 exons. Bases 449 to 1375 code for a protein of 308 amino acids. Gene Ontology annotation, biological process: cell adhesion.